Molecule: messenger RNA, 3513 nt
Organism: Dicentrarchus labrax (European seabass)
Lineage: Eukaryota; Metazoa; Chordata; Actinopteri; Moronidae
Product: ras-related protein Rab-37
Exons: 9
Coding region: 531-1220 (229 amino acids)
Cellular component (GO): Golgi apparatus; endosome
Molecular function (GO): GTP binding; GTPase activity
Source: RefSeq, a predicted model, not a curated record
CACCACCUGUGGCGGGUGAGUCAGCCACCGGCGCAGACCGACCCCCGCAGCUGGUUUGGGGACAUUGUCAGCCUGAAAGACACACCGACCGUUUCACUGGUGACAGAAUACAGUGUUUGUCGGAGCUGUCGACGUCCUCACACACUCAGUUAAUCAUCUGCCCACGCCAGGAAUCUCUGCUCUGCAGAAUCAGAGAAAUGUUUCCGCCUGUUUGUCAUCGCCGCUUUCCUGACUGGUCCGCGUAGACGCCGGUGCGUCGCAGCCGCUGCCGAUUGUUUUUCAAGUUUUCAUCGUCGCUUCCGUCUUUUGACAGUGCGAUAUUAAGGUGUGAUUUUUUUCCCCGAGAAGCGCCUGGUGAUCGUUUUGUGGCCACACGCAGUAAUGCGAGCAGAGGGGCUGGAGGCUGGCGGAGAGCGGGACUGAGCGGCGGAGAUCUCAAGACACCGUGCGCGUCUUUCUUGGACACAUCUCGGAGAUAACUGUGGUUUGGCUUUCCGAGCCUGCGCUCCUUUUUUUUCCUUGGCAUUGCGAUGUCUACGAGAAAGACAUCGUUGACGGACAAGCAGACUAAAAACGGAACGUCAAAAUAUGUGUUGGAGAGAUGCGCUUCUGUUAACGAGUAUUAUGAUAUUGCCUUCAAGGUGAUGCUGCUGGGAGACUCGUCCGUGGGGAAGACGUGCGUCUUGGUGCGCUUUAAAGACGGGGCAUUUCUGGGAGGCAACUUUAUAGCCACCGUUGGAAUAGACUUUAGGAACAAAGUGGUGGAUGUUGACAACCUGAAAGUCAAACUCCAGAUCUGGGAUACAGCCGGCCAAGAGAGAUUCCGCAGCGUAACUCACGCCUACUACAGAGAUGCCCAGGCGUUACUUCUGCUAUAUGAUAUCACCAGCAAGCCAUCGUUUGACAAUAUCAGGGCCUGGCUGACUGAAAUACACGAGUAUGCCCAGAAGGAUGUGGUCAUCAUGUUGCUCGGCAACAAGUCAGACGUGGCUGCAGAGAGGGUCGUGAAGAAGGAGGACGGAGAGAAGCUGGCGAAGGAAUAUGGUGUACCAUUUAUGGAGACCAGUGCGAAGACAGGACUCAAUGUGGAGCUGGCCUUUCUCGCUAUAGCAAAGGAGCUGAAGCACAGAGCGACACAGCAGCCCAAUGAUCCCAAGUUCCAGAUACACGACUACAUCGAGUCUCAGAAGCAGAAGUCUGGCUGCUGUAGCCUCGUGUAGCGCAUCCUGAUCACCAGGCAGAGUGAGACACACAGGGAGGGAGAGAGAGAGAGAGAGAGGGAGAGAGGGAGAGAGGGAGAGAGGGAGAGGGGGAGAGGGAGGGCGGUAAAAAUGUCUGCUCUCUUACAAAAAGCCAAUCCCAGCACCAAACCUGAGAAGCGGACGCCCUUGUCUUCUCCACUGAGCUUAUAACUGAAUGGAAUCUGGAUUGGUCGCCAUCCCUUAUCUGAAAUGUGAAUUUAAAUCUCUUUAUGUCAUGCGUAGAAAUGUUUGUGGUCUUUGUGGUGACAGUUGUAUCAAACUACAAGUCAGGAGUUACAAUCUGAAAUGCUAUAUCCAUCUGCAGGGACAGAAAUACACACAUUUAUCAAUCCACUCUGCAUAUCUGCGAACUUAUGGAGUGUAGGGGGUCCGACCGCGUGGCUACAUAGUGUGUGACAAAGGGGGUCAAGGGACACAAGAGACACUGACUGACCACCGCUCACGGGUAGCAUGGAUUGCGUAGUGAUGAGAAGGCCCAGUUCUUUUAAACCUGCCAUUAGCGAACCGACUCAUGAACGACUCUUUGGUUCUGUAUUUUUGGAUACCCAUCCCGUAGCUCUAGCUUUGAGAUGUGUACAAGCAGCAAGUCCGCUACAUUCCACAAGCUCUCUUAGCUUUUUAGUCUAAUAAAUAAACAGUGCCACAAUCAUACAAAAACAAUAUAACAUAUAUAAUAUAUAUAAGCAAUAUAGCCAUUAUGAAUGUACCUUUUGCCAAUAUUUCUUUGGCUCAGUGGGUUUGUACUGUGCUACUGGUUUAGCUCGCUGAGAAGCAGCUCUCACUCGUUCUGUGGUUUGUAGGAAGUUCUACACACACCCCUUGAGUCCAAAGUUAACCGAAAGUUUAGCUGAGCCAAAAUUUAACUUCUGGAAACCUGGCUCUUAUGCACAACUGCGCAUGCACCACACAGAAGCGGGAAUCGCUUGCGAAUCGGGUUAACUCGUUCCUCUUUAAGAAUCGUUGAAAAAGAACAAUAUGUUCACUCUGGUAUUCACUCCACAGCCCUGAGGAGAUACUGUAAGACUCUCUGUGUCCCUGCUGCAAAGACGGAGUGUGCUGAUACUUUACCAGUCACCAGACGCACGUUUAGGGCCCUUUGACAGAGUCACUGUGCAGAUAGGUGUUGUAGCUCGGCUAGUGGCCCUACUAUGACACCCUUUGGUCCUAAUGAAGCUGCUUGCGGUUAACUUUACUAUUCAUCACCCAUAAAUAUGUUGUUAACUCUGAAUACAGCACAGUUAUCGGCAGGCCCAUGUGUUGUGUUUACUGCUACUGAGGAGACAUAAAUACAGUUGAAUCAAACUUUCAAAUCCACACAUAAAAGCAAAUUUUGAGCUGAAAAGGCAGUUUUUAUACACAAUAUGUGUCUGUUUUAACAUCAUAUGCCAACAAGAAUCUAUGUGAUUAUUUGUGGAGUGCAUAAAAAUAAUUUAUUUUAGGCAGGACACUGCUUGACUUCAUGUUUGUAACAGUUAGCAUAACCUUGACCCAGCGGCAGUAGUGACACUGAAAGGGAAAGUUUGGCCCUAUAGUCCCUGAACUGUCGCCUUUUUCAUCUCUCUGGAGUUUGCAGGCCUGACUCCUGAUAAAUGACAGUUUUAUAUGAACAAUCAAUACUACUGUUGAUGUGGAUAUAGCAUUUUGCCAUGCAGCUCUUAGUUUGUUUCAUCCCAGUUUUACCAGGCUGUGAACUGAAUCCCUCUUGGCCUUACAGUCUUUAUCAUUAUUCUUUGAUAAUUCAGUGUGUUUGAGAAGUGGACUUAAGUGUCACAGUCAGAUUGUAGCUAAAAUGAUCCCGUCUGUUCACAUCUGUACUGCUGUUAGAAUAAAGCCAACAUUUUCAGGGCGCUCGCCCACUGUGUCUGUCUGUACAUUCAAUUCAGGGCCAGUGAAACGUACAUUACAUUACAGUCAAAGUACUGUACAUUGUUUUCUUUUUCUUUGGUUAUGGAUUCCCCGGCAUGCAAUCUGCCUUUUACCAGUAACACACAGAGAUGCACACAGCACCCGCAGAUAUUGUUGUGUCUCCUUUAACGAUGGAUGUUGUUGUCUAGACUGUACCGAAGCUGUAUUUGUUCAUGCACCGCAUCGUGUAACUCGUUUAUUUGUACAAUGUUCAUUAUGAAUGUUUGCUUGUCAAACUUGCUCAAUGUCACAUUUGUCCCUCUUCUGAGGCGUCACGGUGAUCACAAAGUGCCAUGAAAGUGCUUUGUUAUCAUAUUAUAUAUAAAAAAAUAUAUUUUGUAAUGUA